This is a messenger RNA of Angiostrongylus costaricensis, 1968 nucleotides long. The record is from the annotation of a GenBank genome assembly. NCBI's taxonomy places the organism in Eukaryota, Metazoa, Nematoda, Chromadorea, Rhabditida, Metastrongylidae.
AUGGGUAGCAAAACAGGUGGCAACACCGAGCCAAUGCCUUUCGUCCGCAAAUGGGGCGCAGCGGCAGCAGCGAGCGGAUCUGAUGAUAACGCUACUCCCACUAUAGUGACUACAGAACCGGUAUCUACCAGUGACCAUGACAAUUACUCGCACUCUCAUCGUGAUAGAAGCAGAAGUCGCUCACGUGAUCGUAAGGAUCGUCGUCGUCGUCGUUCUCGCUCGGGCGAUCGCGACCGUCACAAGAGACGAAGAAGUCGCUCACGCCGCCGCAGUAGGUCGCGUGAGAGGAAGCGAUCGCGUACCAGGAGCAGAGAUCGAGAACGUGAUCGAGUAUCUCCGGUAGCUGCACCAGCACAUCCUAUUGGACCGCCAAUGAUUAAGGAGCCACUUAUCAAUCCGCUUAUGCGGCCCGAAGUUGCUUUAUCUGGUACUGAUCCAGUAGUUGGCCAGGAGACGGCAUUAAUGGAAGCUGGGCGAAAGCGCGAACGGAAAUCGCGUUGGUCAGCAACAAAGAGUUUCGUGCCAGGCAUGCCUACAAUUCUACCGUCUAAUCUAUCCGAUGAUCAACGUACGGCAUAUCUUCUGCAACUGGAGAUUGAGGACGCUACACGCAAACUGCGACUUGGCGAUUUUCUCGGCUCGACAGAUCCUGCGCAAAGGCUAGUCGUUAAAAAUGGCAAGGCACUAUGCUCAAGCGUUUCAGGCACCAAUCACACGUUUAGUGCUAUGCACAUCUGGAGUCCAUCACCUGAGCCAAUAUAUGAUAGCAAUGGUAAGCGUUUGAACACACGAGAAGUGAGAAAGCGACAGGAAUUGGAGCAACUUCGUCACGAAAAAAUCCAAGCAUUGCUAAAGAUCAAUCCAAAUUUCAAGCCUCCGGCCGAUUAUCGAGCACCAAAUAUUCGUCUUCAUGAUAAAGUGUGGAUACCACAAGACAAUCACCCUGAAUUGAACUUUGUUGGUCUUCUUAUUGGGCCUCGAGGAAACACUUUAAAAAGUUUGGAAGCGGAAACGGGUGCAAAAAUUAUUAUCAGAGGUAAAGGAUCAGUGAAGGAGGGAAAGCUGGGCAGUAGGCUUGGUCCUAUGCCAGGGGAGAAUGAGCCGCUUCAUGCAUACGUAACUGGAACCGAUCAAGCAACGAUUAAGAAAGCGUGCGACAAGAUUCGCUCGAUAAUCGCGGAGGCUACAGCGAUACCAGAUGGACAAAAUGAGCUGCGAAAACUUCAGCUGCGAGAAUUAGCACUUCUAAAUGGCACGCUGAGACCAGAAGACCUGGUCAGUGGUGCUCGUUGUUCAAACUGUGGUUCGGACGAACACAAAACAUGGGAAUGUCCUGAUGCACCCAAUGUUACUGCUAAAGUUGUAUGUAUGGCUUGUGGAAGUGCUGGACACAUCGCACGAGAUUGUAAAAAUCCUCGUCCUGGCGGUGCAGAUGCUACUGGCACUGCCGAUGGGGGUAUGGAUGAUGAAUAUUCGGCCUUGAUGGAAGAGCUUGGAGAGCGUCCAACUCGCCAAGCAGAUGGAUCACUCCGUGGCCGUGGUGGCACAGUGCCUUUUCGUGGCACGAGGGGAACAUUCUUCCCACGUGGAGCUCUUAACAAUCAGCAACCGGUCAUUCGCGUGAAUUUGGGUACUGCAGCUCAACAGCAGAAUGCUAUGAUGAAUGCUGGUAUGGUGCCGCCUCCUCCAGGGACACGUCCUCCGUAUGGUAUGGGGCCUCUUCCAGAUCCAUACCAACCGCAUGGAUUUUUCUCGAGUCCAGGUGCACGUGGACGCGGGAGCUUCCGAGGUGGUUGGUACGGAAGUCCAUCAGCAAUGCCUUUGCCUGUGCCGCCACCACCUCCACCACCAAUAGGUGGUUUUCCGCCACCACCACCACCGCCUCCACCGGCACCACAAGCAGAUUUAUCUCGUAUUUUAUCAGCACCAGCGCCACCCCCACCACCUCCACCUCCACCGCAGUCGUAA